Molecule: messenger RNA, 2808 nt
Organism: Tinamus guttatus (white-throated tinamou)
Lineage: Eukaryota; Metazoa; Chordata; Aves; Tinamiformes; Tinamidae
Source: RefSeq, a predicted model, not a curated record
AUGGUUUCUAACUGGACAAAAAUUCCACCACCACUUUUCAAAAAAGUUGUCCUUGUGCUGAUAGAUGCUUUGAGAGAUGACUUUGUGUUUGGACCUAAAGGUAAACAGUUCAUGCCCUAUACUACACAGGUUGUUGAGAAAGGGACAUCCCACAGUUUCAUUGCUGAAGCAAAGCCACCCACUGUGACUAUGCCUCGAAUUAAGGCUUUGAUGACUGGUAGCAUACCUGGUUUUAUUGAUGUUAUUGUGAACCUCAAUUCUCCAGCUCUUUUGGAUGACAAUUUGAUAUGGCAGGCAAAAACAGCUGGAAAAAGAAUGAUUUUCUAUGGUGAUGAUACUUGGGUUAAAUUGUUUCCGAAGCAUUUUGUGGAGUAUGAUGGAACAACAUCUUUCUUCGUGUCAGAUUUUACAGAGGUUGAUGAUAAUGUUACCAGGCACUUGGACAGAGUGUUGAAGAGAGAAGACUGGGAUAUCCUAAUAUUACAUUAUCUAGGACUAGACCAUAUUGGUCAUGUGACUGGACCAAACAGCUCAUUAGUGGGACCGAAGCUUCAUGAAAUGGAUAAUAUCCUCAAAAAGAUUCAUAUUUCUCUUCUUUCAAAGGAAGGAGAGGCUUCUCUGCCCAAUUUACUAGUUGUUUGUGGGGAUCAUGGAAUGUCUGAAACAGGCAGUCAUGGUGGUUCUUCAGAAGAAGAAGUGCACACACCACUGCUAUUUGUCAGCUCUGCUUUUGAAAAGAGAAGUGGUCCUUUUAGCCAACCCGAAGUUGUGCAGCAGACAGACUUAGCUAGCACACUGGCAGUAGGUCUUGGUCUACCUAUUUCAAAGAACAGUGUUGGGAACCUUAUAUUGCCGGUUGUGGGAGGCAAGACUAUGAGAGAACAACUGCGCUUCUUGCACUUAAAUGGAUUCCAACUUAGCAGACUGCUGCAAGAGAAUACACCUGCAUACGAAAAAGAUCCUGGAUAUGAGCACUUCAAGAUAGCAGAAAAGUCCCAUGGUAACUGGAUCAAACUGUACUUAGAUGGGAAUAAUUCAGAAGUACUCUUAAAUCUUGGCAAAAAGGUCCUGAAGCAGUACCUGAAGGCCCUGAAGACUCUGAGUUCUUCACUAAGCAAGCAAGUGGCACAAUAUGACAUGUAUUCGAUGAUGGUGGGAACUGUGAUUGUUCUGGAGGUUCUCUUUCUGCUUUUGCUCGUCACUCCCAAAGCUCUGAGCAGCCGGGCAGAAUUUGAAGUGCCCCUCUCACCCCCGCUCUUCUCCCUGCUGUUUUACUUGAUGUGCCUGGUGCUCUGUGCUGUUCACGUCAUUGUGUGCACCUCAGCAGAAAGUUUAUGCUAUUUCUGCAGUAUGUCCUGGUUCACGGCAGCUGGGGUCAUGGUGCUGAUUUCCGCACUCCUAUGUGGAAUUUUGUCUGCUGUGGGAAAAGCCCUGGGGAAUUCCAGACCUCCAGUGAAGAAUCCGGUUGUGUCCAAUUCCAGCUGGUCAGAAGUUGACGUACUGAUUCUGGCAGGAACAAUUGGUCAUGUCUUGAGUUUGGGUGCAAGCAGCUUUAUAGAAGAGGAACAUCAAACCUGGUAUUUUCUUAUCAAUACCCUUUGCUUGGCACUGUGUCAAGAACUUUGUAGAAAUCAUUUUAUUCUGAAGGAAGGUGGCUCUCAGCAUAGCAUCACUCUGAAACAAAAUUUUGACAAUGCCAAGGAAACCUAUGAGUGCAAGAAUAUUGAUAUACCUGCAGCAGAUGAUGCAAAGUUGGGAAAGGUCACUGCUUCUGCUGAGUUCUUAAAAGGAUCUGAUAAGUGGAUAAGCUUAGCAAGUCCAUGGAUCAUCCUUAUUUGUUGUCGGUUACUUCGGUCCCUGAAUCAGACAGGAGUUCAGUGGGCUCAUCGGCCAGAUUUUGGACACUGGUUGACAAGCUCAGAACACAAAUCUGAACUCUCCUUUUUGGCUGCAGUCUCCCUGGUUAUGAUCUUCAUUCUGGUUCAAAGAAAAUGCUCUCUGGUUUCAAAAAUCGCUAUGGCACUUGGGCUCUUGGGAGUCUACAGUUACCGGGCAGCCAUUGGAAAUAUAAUAUUUCCAUGGCAACAUGACAGCAAAGAUAUUUCAAAGGGCGUUACUGAAGCUCGUUUUGUUUAUGUCUUUGUUCUUGGCAUAGUCUUCACUGGCACUAAAGAUCUGCUGAAGUCACAGGUUAUUUCUGCAGACUGCAGUGUGAAAAGCACAGGGCUGUGGGAAGUUUACAGUGGACUGGUUCUGUUGGCAGCCCUCCUGUUCAGACCUCACAACUUGCCUGUCUUGGUGUUCUGUUUGCUGAUUCAGACUAUGAUGACGAAAUAUAUCUGGAGACCUCUGAAAUUCGACGCAGCGCAGACCACUAUCAUGCACUACUGGUUUGGCCAGGCUUUCUUCUAUUUUCAGGGAAAUUCGAAUGGCAUUGCUACUGUGGAUGUUUCAGCAGGGUUUGUGGGACUGGACAGUUAUGUAGAGAUACCAGCGAUCUUCCUGACAGCAUUUGCCACAUAUGCAGGACCUCUGCUUUGGGCCAUCCAUCUGCUGUGCUACCUAAGUUCUGAAGUUAGCAGGAAUUCGGCAGCAAUGGGUCACGGCUGCUUCUGCUACGCUCUGGUACGCUCGGUCCCAGUCGCCGUCUACAUCAUUCUGGUCACCAGCCUGCGCCACCACCUGUUCAUAUGGAGCGUCUUCUCCCCAAAACUGCUCUACGAGGGGGUGCACGUGUUCAUCACGGCCGCUGUCUGCUGGUUCUUCACCGCCAUGGAUCAGAACCGGUCUCGCAGAGCGCAGGACUGA